AUAUAUGAACGAAAAGAAGCGGCUCUUUUUUCCUUGCAUCUGGUUGAAAGCGGACACCCGCCGUCGGAUUUCAUUUAUGCGGCAGUCACGCUUCCCUCAUUUGUAUUUAAGGCUCCACCAUCCUGCUGCGGUUCACAAAAAAAAAGACCUCCCACUUUAUUGUUGUAUGCCUCCGGCAAGUGACAUGGCCACACCUGAAAAUACAUCUUCCAAACCGAGACCCAGACGACCUGUGGUUCGACCGCAAGCCAAGCCUGUUCGAAAUGUAGGUGAUGUGCGUACAUCGGAACUCACCCAGCUGAAGCGACGAUAUCAGUCCUCAGUUCGCAUAGCCAGCGACAAUGAAGACGAAACGGUUUUGCGAUUAGCCAUUCGUCCGUCCGAUCCUGAUUUUCCUUUCGAGCUGGAAGCGCUAAAAGUUCAGAUUCAUAUUCCCAAAAGUUACCCGGACCAGCAUUGUACUAUUACUGUCAUGAAUACGGAUAUACCCAAAGGAUUUGCUGUAAAUCUCGAAAAAGGUUACGCUAAUCACGUCGCUACCAUGAACCGAGAAACACAUGCCACGCUUGUGAGGCAGAUGGACUGGCUUGAUCGACAUAUGGAACGUUUGCUCCAACAACCUCCCGCAGCCACUGUCCGCUUUGUUUCUCAUGCGAAAUCAAUCACCGACACCCAAGCUGCGCCCCCUUUGCCUGCCGAUUUUGUGGCCCAUGUUGUCUCCUCUUCCAAACCCCAACAUGCGCAGCCAAAGGAUACAACUACGCCUCCUCCUCCUCCUCCUCCGACGGCGGCCGAAACUCCGUCUACUGCGGCAUCCGCCGUCCCUGUUACACCGCCUGUCAAGGAAUUACCCGUAUUCACGGCAGAAGAACGUCAACACGCGGAAAAACAGCGAGAACGAGAAUUGCGCCAGUUGCAAACUCGUUUCCAAGAUUCAUAUCGAACCAUCAAAGAUGAUAAAGAGCGAACGGUCAUUCAGCUAUCGAUAUUGCUAAGCAAGGAAUCCAAUGAACAAACGGUCGAAGGUCAUCUGCGAUACACGGUGCCAAAAUUAUAUCCUUUAAUGCCAUGUCAGAUCGAUAUUGAAACGCGAGCAUUAACUGAUGCCCAAGCAAAUCUCGUUGCCAAGGCAUUUGCGGAGCAUGUGCAAAAUAAUAAGGCAACCUUGUUUGAGAAACUCAACUGGCUAAAUCAACGUUGGGAAGCGCUUUCUAUUCCGCCGUCCACGAAAGAGAUUGUGAAAAAAUCUGGUGCAUCGUCAAGUCGUCCAUUAAAGCCGACAACAAGUGAAUCUGCCGAAACAGCGGCUCCAUCAAAAAAGGCAACGACAACCUCUAUUUUUGACGCCUUGUCCAACGAUACCAAGAAAAAUCGGGUGGUAAUUGUCAAUGAUCCUAGUCUUUUAUUACCACCGGGUGUACCCUCCAAUGAUGUGGCGACCGCUAGCUUGGAUGAACAGAACGAGGCGAAAGGAAAAGAAAAGGAGACAGCACCAGCAACGGAAUCCGGUGAUGAUGCAGCUCCAUCCGAACAACCAAAUACACUUGCGCUUUCGGCGCCGAAUGUGCGAAAGGGUACGGAAAUCCGAUUGUUGCAGCCAAGAUUUGAAAAUGUAUCUUUAUUCCGAUGCACGGUACUUCGGCUUAUGGUGAAAUGUGCUCGUUGUAAGAAUGCCAUGGAAAUUGAGAAUAUCGUUCCUGAAACGACGGAACAAGUGGCAGGCAGCAGCAGCAGUCAAGCGAAAAAACCAGCCAAGAAAGAACGAUGGACCACAUGCAAUACCUGCUCGUCGAUUGUUGGCGUGAAAUUCUGGGGUGAAUUGGUGCAUGAAAAUUCGACGUGCUUGGGAUUGUUGCAACUGGCGGGAUGUACUGCUUUUGAUCUACUUCCUUCAUCGUAUAUCGGGACUUGCAGUGCUUGUAUGGAAGAUAUGCAAAAUGCGGUGAGAUUAGGACCUGGCAUGCAACCGUUUUCCAUGCAUUGUUUUGCUUGCCACGCAAAGAUGACCAUGGGCCUGGGCAACUUUGAGUUCUUCAACAUCAAUGCUGGAGGUGAACGACUGCGAUUGGAUGCUCAGCAAAUGAUGAAAUUGAAGAACAGUGUCGGUGGAGAUCUGACGCCGGACGAAGCUCAGCUCGCAAAAUUACGGAACAAGAAGAAUAAGCACAAGGAAGAUUUCUUGACGGUGGGUGAACCGUUGCCUAAUCAGGGGACCUGUCGUCAUUUUGGCAAAUCCAAACGAUGGUUUCGAUUUCCUUGCUGUGGUAAAUUGUAUGCAUGCGGUCUAUGCCACGACGAACAAGAGGAUCAUCCCCACGAACUGGCGAAAAGACACGUGUGUGGUCUGUGCUCCCGAGAACAAGCCAUUACCUCGCAGCCGGCGGUAUGUGCCUGUGGCCACGAGUUCGACAAGGUCAAAACCAGUGGCAUGUUUUGGGAAGGCGGUCAGGGGACACGCAAUCGAGUACUGAUGAGCCGAAAGGAUCCUCAUAAACGCAAGGGCGCUCACAAGACGGAAUCCAAGAAACACGAACGAGUAGGAUUGACAGGCAAAGAAAAUCGGGAACGCAAACUAGAACAAAGGAAACAGUAGACGAAUAGAAAACAUGUCCUGUUACGGGAAUUGUAAUAUUUAUUGGUAAAAAGGCAAACGAAAAAAAAAAAAGAAUAGACAAUAUGGAUGGUAAGGGAUCGUCAGGGUUCAAGGGGAUGGCGUUACUUAUUGAAAGUAGCAGCAAAAACCCUAUUUUGAAUGUCUGGCUGGGUUCCUAUCGGUCAUUUUUUAUUUUUUGGCAGAAG
Messenger RNA from Radiomyces spectabilis, 2799 nucleotides. RefSeq lists its product as uncharacterized. The transcript is spliced from 8 exons. Lineage: Eukaryota; Fungi; Mucoromycota; Mucoromycetes; Mucorales; Radiomycetaceae. The record is from RefSeq and is a predicted model, not a curated record. Bases 167 to 2593 code for a protein of 808 amino acids. Gene Ontology annotation, molecular function: zinc ion binding; protein binding.